GUUUAGAAAACAUUGCCCGAGGGGGAGCGUUUUGAUAGAGGCUCACAGUUUUGAAAGCACGCUAUCUGGUUCACCUUUCUUUUUACGGUCUCUUCGUAAUCGAUUGUAACGUUUAUAUAACAUUUGUGUAAUCUAUGGCUGAUAUAAAAGACGAAGAAUUUAAUCUCGCCUUUUUGGACGAAGAUGAUAUCGAUGAAGAUGUACCUGACGCCGCUUCAACGCGACUUAUCCACCUCGACAAAGAUACGGAAAUCCCGAAACGAUAUUUGAUUCGCAAGAUUUUUUCACCGCAUUUGGAGCCGCCAGCUCAUUACCACCCUGCUGCAGAAGAAUCCCAAAGAAGGAAAAAGGUUCACAGCAAGUGGGGCUCUGAAGUAAUCAAAGGUCGGCAUAGUUUUUCUAGUCAAGAUGACCUUGUAGCCUUAUUAAGCUUUGAAAGUACACCUAGUUCUCGCAAUUCCAGCCUUGAUGAAGCAAUCAUCAGGAAAGUAAGACAAGUUUUAUCACAGAAGAGUGGAGAUGACCAUCUAGAACCUCUACGCCAUAGUGCUCUUCAGCUGUUAAUGAAGUUUUCCAGUACUGCCACUUAUGACAAAUUGGGGCAAUGUUUUUUAGAGGGAAAAAUUGAGGAAAUAUCUCAUUUAAAGCUCACUGAGAUUCAAGCUGUGUCACUAAUAACACCCCCACCAUGCUUCAUAGAGAUAGCCACACCUACUGAUGAAGGCUCAAAUCUCAAGGAAACCCUUUCCUCGCUGUUGGUGUCACAUCAAUCUACUUUCCCAUUCUUAAGUGUCAGAGAACCCGAACACAAAUUUAACAAUGGAUCCAGCCCCUCAAAUUCUCCAGCAUCUAAGACCAGACGGGUGGAUAAUGGUGGUUUAACAAAACCGGCUGUAGGUAUGAUGCUAAUGUUUACGCAGAGAGCAGAAAAAAAUUCUGAAAGCUGUUUGAGUGUAGUAAGAGGCAACUCUAAAGAGUGGGAGCAAGUCAGUGUGCCACAAGGAAUCACAGAAGGACCUGGUGAUGAGAUUUAUUUCAAAGCUGCAAAUAGGGAAGGACCUGUGUUUGCAGUCAAGAAACUAUCACCUGGUUCUGGAGUUCGCAUUAUUCUUUUUGUGAACACGGACAUGGAUGAAGUAGAGCACUUUUACCACCUGAUCACUGGUAAGAAACCACUACACCUGAACAAGAUUGAAGAGGGCCUUAGUACCCGCACGUUCCCUCUAUCACCCAAACUGGAACUGCAACUUGUUUGUCAUCCAGCCCUAAAAUCACAUCCAGUGAAAAACACUGCUCUUUGCUUCAUGUUGAAAGGGAAUGAUGUGAACAAAAUGUGUUCAGAAAUUCCUGGUGGACUUCGGAACAUUGGUGAGGGACAUUGGCAAGGAAAAGAUCCUGAGGGAAAUGCUGUUAUACUUUAUAGUUUGCUAAAAUAGACUGCUACUGUUGUUUCCAGCUUUGCUUGCUAGGUGUAUAUCUUGUGACAUCUUUUUCUCUAGGUAGCAGUUGUCAACUUGUAAAUAUCUUUUGUGCCCUAUAUUUUUACUUUUUCCAAGGUGUGGCUCAAUCAGUUUUCUAUAGAUAGAGACAAACCUGAUUGGCCCACGAAUUUUGGUGUCAUCUCAUUUUUGAAAAAGAUCAAAAUUGAUCAGCAAUGUUACUUCAUUUGCAUAUUAAAUAUCCUUACAUACAGCUUUCAGAAAGCAGCCAGGUGUUCUUUCACUAGUCAAAGAAUCUGCUUUUAUUUAAUUUAAGUGCUACUUUUAAUAAGUUUUAUUUAGUUAGUUUAGUGACUUGAUCAAGUCCUUGUGUUGAAUUAAAAUCCAAAAACUGAGAAACAGAUAAAUACAGCUGACACCAAUGGAAAGUGAUAACUGCAACACCAUGGCAUGAAAAUAGUUGGAUGAAUAACAGAGUUUGUCCAGACAUUCAGUGGACUGUAUCCACAUCUUGUAAACUUAUAGUAGGAUAAGGAUGUGAAGAAAUUUUUCUCUAAAUUAAACGGAAAAUAUUCUAAUUUUCCUAUAAGUAUCCAUUAAAAAUCUGCUCCAGAGUAUGAACUCCACUACGCUUUAAUCUGUCUUUUUUCUAUUGCUUAAGACAGAUAGCAAUAGAUAGAGGAAACUACAAAUUUGCUUUCCCUGGCAGUCACUUGUGUUGAUAUUACAUAUGGAUUAAUUUAGUUUUCACUAAGCAUUUAAUAUUACUCUACACGAUAUGUUAGUUUGUAGGUAGGUUUUCAUGGUAGAUUAUUAAAGGCACAGGUGUUGAGACACAAUCGAACAUGAAGCAGCAACGAUAAAAGAC
Stylophora pistillata is the source of this 2307-nucleotide messenger RNA. RefSeq lists its product as uncharacterized. The record is from RefSeq and is a predicted model, not a curated record. Lineage: Eukaryota; Metazoa; Cnidaria; Anthozoa; Scleractinia; Pocilloporidae.